GGGAGGGCCUUGAUGAACGAAGUUCUUCUAACAUAGCAUAACAUCUUUCACUAAAUCAGAAUAACGAAGAAGUUGAGCGUCCAUCAUGUUGUGCAACACUGAACCUGGAGCCUGUUGAAUUAACCGUUCCAUUUGAAACGUAAUUUUCAUAAUAUUAAAUGCUACUGUGUAUUUCUGCAAGAAAAAAUACAAAGCGAAUAUUUCAUUGGUCGGGAGAACGAUCGGAACAGAGGGAAGUUUCAUUAUCUCCAGAUGAUCUUUUAUAUUAUCUAAAGUUCACCGAUUCCUGACGACAUCUACUCUUUACUGCAGAAAGAAAUUUGCUUUCAUCUCUUCAUUUAUGACGAUUUUUUUUUAAAGAUUGUAAGAUCGGAUAUUUUUUGACUAUCCUCUACAUGUCGUGUGAGUCAAUACGAUUGCCAAAUUAGGUAUUUUACAAAAUAUAUCAGCGCAGAUAAAUCAUAAAAUCUUGAUUUCGGUAAAACUGUCUCUCGUGAAAUUUUCUACAAGAAUAGUAAUGAAAAAAUCUCAAACAAAAAUGAAAGUAACAUCAAGAAAAGUUUUCUUUUUAUUUCAAACAAAAUUUUUCAGGAUAUUAUAAUAUUUUGUCCUCGAUCGAGUAAUAUGUGAGCAUUAGCAGAGCCAUUGUGAUUAAAUCGUUGUAUCAAACGAUGAAUUAUGAAUGUUAUUGUCAUUGUUUCGUUCGCAAUAAUCGAACAUUUCACCAUCUUGCUGGAAUUCAUUUUUAGCUUUAGAAAAAAAUCAUCAGAACAAUCCAAUAGGAUUUUUCCUUGUUAUUCUUGCAGAGAAUUUAACAGCACAUGUAUUUUAAAAAUUUAAAAAUUCUAUGAUUGAUCUAUGCGAAGAUGCUUCCACAACCGAUGUGGAUACGUUAUUUUCUCAAGUCAUUGAAAAUAAUUUUUCUCUCCUAAAAGCUAUCAUUUUCAAUUAAAUGUAGUUGAGUUGGGAAUGGUUUAGAUUACAAAAUGAAAGAUUUAGUUGGGACUUUUUGCGUUUUGAAGAAGCAUAUUUAUUGUGUAAAAGAAAUGACUUGAAUAACAACUUUUUUCAAGUCAUUGAUUCUGGAACGGCAAUUUGGUUUAUAUAAUGUACAAAAACCUUAAUAAAAUAUGUGAUUUUGUAGGCCGAACAUUUCUAAAUCUGAUCACCUUCAUUUGUAAUUAUAUUCUUUAGAGCAGUCAUCCUAUUCUGCGACGGUGAAUAUUGCGGAAUCAGUUCCAAAUUCCAGGAACUCGAUUGAUACUCGAGAUCAUAGCCACAAACGACACUUAUCGAGUUCCAGCAAUUCUCGGAAUUCCGCGGAAUCCUUUCUCGACCUGAUUUUCGGAAUUCUAAGAAUUCGGUCAAGACGACAUUACUAAGAAUUUCACAAAAUUCAUAGUAAUUUCGUCUCGACCGAAUUCCUGGAAUUCCGUCAUCAGAUUACUGAGUUAUACCUCAGAGACUAGACCAAACUAUAAUGGGUGAGGAUGAAGGCUGAAAGCAAUUUCGUGACGAAAUUCCAGGAAUUGGAUCAAGACAUAACUACAUGAAAUUACUAGGAACUUCUAGUGAUUCUCAGUAAUUCUGUCUCGAUCUAAUUCCCGGAAUUCUGUCCUAGAAUUACUUGGAUAGGUCAAGACAAAAUGACUAGUAAUUUCAUGUAAUUUAGAAAAUUGCUGGAACUCGAUAAACUUCGUUUCUGGGAAUGAUAUCGUAUAUUGAUCGAGCUCCGGAAUUCCAUGGAACUGAAUCUGCAAUCGUCUUUUUUCUCUCAUAAAAACCAACUGAAACUAAUUAAUAUAUGUAAAAUGAGAUAAAAUAAUCUCCAGCAUAUCUUUUUCUCGUAUAGUUUUCAAUUGUUCCUGACAGCGCAUAUUAUCAAAAUGAUCGUAUACCAUUUUUUGUUUCAAUACUUACUUUUUAUCUUCUAUAAAGAAUUCGUUACCGUGAUAGUUUUAUUAUACCACCAUGUGAUAUAACAGAUGAUAGUGAUAAUGAUAUUCUUCCUAAUUCAUUAACAAUAAAUAAAUCAAGUGAAAUAAUUGGUCCAACAUACCUUGAUACACUUAAUAAGAAUUAUAUUUAUUAUCUUAUAAAACGUGCAUCAAUAUUUUCACCAUUAUUUCGUUCAUUUCUUUUUAAUCGUUUAAACAUAUGUUGUCCAUUAUUACAUAAAUCUCAAUUUUUAAAUCAUAUGAAUUCUAUAAAAAAAUCUUCGUCUUCGUUCUUUAUAUGAAGAAAUAUUCUAAAAUCGAACAUUUCUUACACUUAAACAACAUUGUCGAUUAUCCGCCAGUUUACACUCCAGCAUAUCGUGUUUCAUACAAGGACGAACAGGUACAACGAGAAGAAAUAGACAAAUUAUUGAAGGAAGGAAUAAUCGAAGAAUCCAUAUCUCCGUGGUCAUCACCUAUAGUAUUGGUACGAAAGGUGGAUCAGUUAGAUUCUACAUUGACUUUAGAAAAUUAAACAAUAUUAUUACGAAAGAUGCAUUUCCAAUACCAUGAAUUGAUGAUAUUUUCGAUCAUUUAUCACAAGCUGAAUAUUAUACCACAAUCGAUUUUAAAUCUGGUUAUUUUCAAGUUGGACUUGAUACAAAAGACC
Molecule: messenger RNA, 2607 nt
Organism: Didymodactylos carnosus
Lineage: Eukaryota; Metazoa; Rotifera; Eurotatoria; Philodinida; Philodinidae
Source: the annotation of a GenBank genome assembly